AUGGCGUCACGGAAGAAGGUUAUGCUCAAGGUUAUAAUCCUCGGAGACAGCGGUGUCGGUAAAACGAGUUUGAUGAACCAAUAUGUCAACAAGAAAUUCAGUGGAAGCUACAAGGCUACCAUCGGCGCUGAUUUCUUGACAAAGGAAGUUUUGGUUGAUGACCGACUGGUAACAAUGCAGAUCUGGGAUACCGCUGGCCAAGAACGAUUCCAGUCGUUAGGCGUCGCAUUCUAUCGAGGUGCGGACUGUUGUGUUCUUGUAUACGAUGUGAACAACUCGAAGAGUUUCGAAGCACUUGACAGCUGGCGUGACGAGUUCCUCAUCCAGGCCAGUCCGCGUGACCCUGAGAGUUUCCCAUUUGUUGUUAUUGGAAACAAGAUCGACAUGGAAGAGAGCAAGCGAAUGAUCUCUUCGAAACGAGCCAUGACGUUUUGCCAGUCGAAGGGGAACAUCCCAUACUUCGAAACAAGUGCAAAGGAAGCUGUCAAUGUCGAGCAGGCGUUCGAAGUCAUCGCUCGAAGCGCUCUAGCCCAGGAAGAAGCAGAAGAAUACGGCGGAGACUACACUGAUCCGAUCAACAUCCACGAUAAUACCGAGCGUGACGGAUGCGCCUGUUGA
Aspergillus puulaauensis is the source of this 618-nucleotide messenger RNA. It is a transcript of the gene rab7, whose product is annotated as Rab family GTPase YPT7. The transcript is spliced from 6 exons. The record is from RefSeq and is a predicted model, not a curated record. Lineage: Eukaryota; Fungi; Ascomycota; Eurotiomycetes; Eurotiales; Aspergillaceae. Gene Ontology annotation, molecular function: GTP binding; GTPase activity. Gene Ontology annotation, cellular component: vacuole; late endosome; fungal-type vacuole membrane. Gene Ontology annotation, biological process: regulation of vacuole fusion, non-autophagic. Bases 1 to 618 code for a protein of 205 amino acids.